UAAAACUUGGAAAAAAGAAAGAAAAAAUAAAAAAAAUUGAAGAGAAAAGGCAGAGACCCCCUCCCCUCGUGCAGCAAUCAAUAUGAGUACAGCGGCCAUGGAAGCUCAAUUUCACGGCGAGGAAUUCGCCGUCGGCUGCGUACUAUCAAUCAAAACCACCCUCGGCGAGGAAUUUCAAGCCCAAGUCAUUGCCUUCGACCGCCCCUCCAACCUCCUCAUUCUUCAAGAAGGGGCGAAAUCUGGGGGAGGAGCGAGAAAGGAUAUUAGGUUAAUUAAGGCGAAUUACAUAAAGGAAUUCAGCUAUUUAGGUCAAGGCGAUGAUCCACUUGAUGUGAAGAGGUGUUUCCUUGAUCUCAACUCUCUUCAAGCUAGAGAAGAGUCUGCUAUUAGACAAGCGGAGGCCGACGCAGAGAGGAUUGGGGUUGGUGUUACACCCGAGGCGCAGAGUCUUUUCGAUGCUCUCUCGAAAACGCUACCAGUUCGUUGGGACAAAAGCACCAUAGUUGUAAUGAACGAGGUGCGUGUUAGCAGCCCUUAUCUCCCUGAAUCUGUUCUCGGAGGAACACCUGCUGCCAAUGAUCGUGUCCGAAAAGUGCUGGAGUUUGAGAAGAAGAGGUUGCAAUCUCGCUACGGUGGUCUGUGAUGGCGUAAAAGCUUAUGACUUUUCUUUACGCAAAUUUCUAAUUUCUUUACGUAAAAGAGUGUUAGAGAUAUGUAUGGGAAAGAACGAAUGGCCUUUUGAGUUUGUAACGAACCUCAAUGGACUAGUAAGUUCUAUCGAGAUUCAUCGGAUUUUCUUAAUUUUUACGAAAAAUUAUGAAGAUUUAUUAUGGUUCUUGUUUCUCUGA
This is a messenger RNA of Erythranthe guttata (spotted monkey flower), 848 nucleotides long. NCBI's taxonomy places the organism in Eukaryota, Viridiplantae, Streptophyta, Magnoliopsida, Lamiales, Phrymaceae. The record is from RefSeq and is a predicted model, not a curated record.